AUGUCAAGGGUCGGUGUUUUAGCUUUGGGACCUGCUGGUGCAGGCAAGUCUACAUUCUGUAAUAGGAUUAUAUCGCAUAUGAAAUCUAUAGGGCGGACGGCCCAUAUAGUCAACUUGGACCCAGCAGCUGAACCAACAGAGUACGAGUUCACUAUUGACAUAAGAGAUUUGAUAUCAUUGCAAGAUGUGAUGGAAGAGACGGAUUUGGGGCCUAAUGGAGGGCUUAUGUAUUGUUUUGAGUUUCUUUUAAAUAAUCUAGAUUGGUUGGACGAAGAGAUCGGAGAUUACAAUGACGAAUAUUUAAUAUUUGAUUGCCCCGGUCAAAUCGAGCUAUAUACACAUGUCCCUGUGCUACCCACCAUAGUAAGGCACCUCCAAAGAAACUUGAAUUUCAAUUUAUGUGCUACUUAUCUUUUGGAAUCUUCCUUUAUAAUUGAUACUUCGAAGUUCUUUUCCGGAGCCCUAAGUGCAAUGUCUGCUAUGAUACUAUUAGAAUUGCCACACAUCAAUAUUUUAUCCAAGAUGGAUCUAAUAAAGAAUGAUUUCACUCGGAAACAGUUGAAGAGAUACCUCAACCCUGAUCCUAUGAUAUUAACUAAAGAAGAAGAUAAAUAUAAUCCCAGAUUUUCCAAACUCAACAAACUAAUUGCUAACUUGGUUGACGACUUCGGUAUGGUACAAUUCUUGCCACUCGACUGUUCUAAAGACAGCGACUCUAUUGCUACUAUCCUCAGCUAUAUAGAUGACGUUACGCAGUGGAGUGAGAGCCAGGAACCCAAGCAACCUGACGACGAGAUCGAAAUAGAAGAAGAAUAA
Messenger RNA from Priceomyces carsonii, 816 nucleotides. RefSeq names its product putative signal sequence-binding GTPase. The transcript has a single exon. The record is from RefSeq and is a predicted model, not a curated record. NCBI's taxonomy places the organism in Eukaryota, Fungi, Ascomycota, Pichiomycetes, Serinales, Debaryomycetaceae. Gene Ontology annotation, molecular function: GTPase activity. Bases 1 to 816 code for a protein of 271 amino acids.